This is a messenger RNA of Prorocentrum cordatum, 786 nucleotides long. The record is from the annotation of a GenBank genome assembly. Lineage: Eukaryota; Dinophyceae; Prorocentrales; Prorocentraceae.
CGACCUGCGGCCGACGGCCCACGACGACGGUCGGCGGCAGUGGCGACCGACCUCAGCAACGGCCAGCGAGCGACGAUCGGCGGCGAUCGACGGGGAGAGCGAGGAGACGCCGAGGCUCGGAGGCCGCGGCCCGCGACCUUGCGGUGCUGUCGGCCGAGCUCGCGGCCGCCGCGGAGAGCUUCGACGUGGUGCUCGUCGUGGGCCUGCGGCCGCCCCUGGGGGCCCUGCUGGCGGCGCGGCUGGACUGCUUCGUCCACGCCAUCGACGCGGGCGGCUUCGCUCUGAGGCGCCCGUCCUCGCCGCUGCCGCCGCCAGCGCCGCUCGCCACGUUCUGCAGCGGCGGCGCCGAGCUCUGCGAGGCGCUGGCGGAGCCGUGGGGCGGCCACCCGCGGCCGCAGCUGCGCAGGGCCGGGGCAGGGUGGCGCUCACUGAACGGCCGCUGGGAGGCGCACGUCACCUUGGCGGACGACGCCUCCCCCCCGGUCGAUUUCAGCGACGGCUUCGUGGAGGUGCCCUUCCCGGCGGAGUCCUCCCGCAGCGGCUUCGGCCGCCGCGUCUCGGAGCACGAGGCGCUCUGGCUGCGCCGCCAGGUCGAGGCCCAGAUGGGGCGGGCCCCCCGGGCGGAGCCCGCGUCGGGCGGCUGCCGCCAGGGAUCCCGGCAGGCAUGCCGUGGCAGGCCUCGGCCCCGAAGUAGCCGCGUGGGCUGGCCAGCUUGUGGCCUCGUGUGUGCGUGUGCGUGUGUGCGUGUGCGUGCGUGUGCGUGUGCGUGUGCGUGUGUGUGUGUGU